UACAGGAGAUGACCAGAGACUGAGGACACAGUACAGGAGAUGACCAGAGACUGCAGACAGUACAGGAGAUGACCAGAGACUGCGGACAGUACAGAGAGAUGACCAGAGACUGCAGACAGUACAGGAGAUGACCAGAGACUGCAGACAGUACAGGGAUGACCAGGAGAGACCUGCAGACAGAGAUGACCAGAGACUGCGGACAGCAGGAGAUGACAGAGACUGCAGACAGUACAGGAGAUGACCAGACUGAGACUGAUGG
Staurois parvus is the source of this 259-nucleotide messenger RNA. The record is from the annotation of a GenBank genome assembly. Lineage: Eukaryota; Metazoa; Chordata; Amphibia; Anura; Ranidae.